Aureococcus anophagefferens is the source of this 867-nucleotide messenger RNA. RefSeq lists its product as hypothetical. Gene Ontology annotation, biological process: transmembrane transport. The record is from RefSeq and is a predicted model, not a curated record. The annotation marks the transcript as partial. The transcript has a single exon. Lineage: Eukaryota; Pelagophyceae; Pelagomonadales; Pelagomonadaceae.
ACGCUGGCCGCCGGCGGCGUCGCCGGCGCCUGCAGCCGCACGGCCGUGGCUCCCUUGGAGCGCCUGAAGAUCUUGUUUCAGGUCCAGGGCAUCUCGGCCGGGGGCCGGCCCGUGCGGCACAGCGGCAUCCUGCGGUCGCUCGGCGACCUCGUCGUCAAGGACGGCGUGCGCGGCCUCUGGCGGGGCAACGGCCUCAACUGCGUGCGCGUCGUGCCCAGCAGCGCCAUCCAGUUCGCGACGUACGCGCUCUACAAGCGGACGUUGUUCGGCGACGACGGCGAGCCGCUCCGCGCGUGGCAAUUGAUGGUCGCCGGCGGCCUCGCCGGCGCGACGUCGACGACGUGCACCUACCCCAUCGACCUCAUGCGCGCGCGGCGCACGGUGGACUUCCGGGGCGAGGUCGACAACGGCCUGCUGCGGAACAUGGCGAACCUCGCGCGCGCCGAGGGCGUCCGCGGGUUGUUUCGAGGCCUGCUGCCGUCGCUCUGCGGCAUCAUCCCCUACAUCGGCAUCGACUUCGCCAUCUUCGACAUCCUGAAGCGGCGAUGCCGGGAGCGCGGCGUCGGCCUCGACGACCGGGGCGAGGUCCACCCCCUCACAAAGGUCGCGUGCGGCGCGGCCGCGGGCGUCUGCGGCAUGACCGUGGCCUUCCCCUUCGACACCGUGCGCCGCAACCUGCAGGUCGCGACGUUGAAGGUGCGCGGCGGCGGCACGCUGGAGACGACGAUGGCGGGCACGCUCCGGGCGAUCACGCGCGACUGGACGAUGCCGUUGAACCUGUACCGGGGCCUCGGGCCGAACUACGCCAAGGCCGCGCCGUCCGUCGGGAUCUCCUUCGCGACCUUCGAGUACGUCAAGGACCUCCUC